This is a messenger RNA of Anolis carolinensis (green anole), 6546 nucleotides long. RefSeq names its product zinc finger protein 271. Lineage: Eukaryota; Metazoa; Chordata; Lepidosauria; Squamata; Anolidae. The record is from RefSeq and is a predicted model, not a curated record. Gene Ontology annotation, biological process: negative regulation of transcription by RNA polymerase II. Bases 830 to 1561 code for a protein of 243 amino acids. The transcript is spliced from 6 exons. Gene Ontology annotation, molecular function: DNA-binding transcription repressor activity, RNA polymerase II-specific.
GAGAGAACUCUUGUCAGCUGGAGGCCAGUGUGAAUGUUGAAGUUAAUCACUUUAAUCAGCAUUGAAUAGCUUUAUCUCCUGGUUCCUUCCUGCCUGGGGGCAUCCUCUGUUUAGAGUCAGGGUCUAAGGUCAGGUGGAGCCCAGAGACAGAGUGUCUUAUGAGACCAAGAUUCCACUCAGAAUACAGAAGGAAAGUAGUGAUUAUAAGAUAUAAGUUAUCCAGCAGGAAUGCUGAGGAGAAAUAUACAGUCAACGGAGAGGAAAAUUAUAAAACAAACAGGCUUCCUAGAGGGGAAGCAGGAAGGAAGGAAGGAAGAGCCUCCCACAUCCAAGCCCCGCCCCUUCCGGCCAGUGGGGAGCACGUCCCUUCCUAGAGAAGCCCCGGAAAAGGGCUGCGGGGGGGGUCUUCCAAGGGGGAAGGAGCGCCGCUUCCGGGAGGGAGCCAGUCCUCCUUGGACGGGGCUGAGGCGGGUCUGCAGUUGCCCGGGCAGAAUCUCUUUAUCCUUUCCUUCCUGCUGCCAGUCUGGCCAUCUCUUUCCUGGGACAGAGUAUUCCAAGAAUGCUGCCUAUUUCUGCCUUAAAAGAGAAUUUAGCCCAGUGAAAGAGAGCGUUGGAGGUUGUAUGCGAGGACAGGAGAAAGCAGCAUCAGCCUGGUUCAUCUGGCUGUGAUUUCUCCUUCUCUUCGGGAGAGGAGCAGAGGGACAUUCUGGAUUGCAAGCGCUGCAGGCCCCACCAGUUCUCCCAGUCCUCUCACUUUGAAUGUCAUCUGAGAGAAGAGGUGGAUGUAUUUUCAUCCAGACUGAAGGCAGCCUAGAAGCACAGAACCAAGAUGGAAGGGCAAGAGCCAACUGCCUCCCAGUUAGAAGUAUUUUCUUCUACUAUCGAGGAAGAGAACAAUAGAGCAUUCUGGGAGGACUCUUGGAGGAAAGACCGGGAGAGCAGUUCACUCCAUCCAGACCUUCAGGGCCAGCGCUUCCGGCAUUUCCGCUAUGAGGAGGCCUUUGGGCCCCGGGAGGUUUGCAGCCGCCUCCACUCUCUCUGCCGCCUGUGGCUGAAGCCAGAGCGACACUCCAAGGCGGAGAUGUUGGACCUGGUGCUCCUGGAGCAGUUCCUGGCCGUCCUACCUGUGGAGAUGGAGCGCUGGGUGAGGGAAUGUGGGGCAGAGACCAGUUCCCAGGCCGUGGCUUUGGCUGAAGGAUUCCUCCUGAGUCAGGAAGAGGAGAGGAAGCGGGAGAAGCCCCAGGACUCUUGUACAGGUGGGAUCAACCAGGUGGAGGAGUCUCCUUCAGACACCAUGUGCGUUGCCCAGAUUGGAGAAGGAGAAUCUAUCACAGUUGGCAGUGAAACAUGGCUAAGUGAUAGUAGCACAACUUUUCAUGAUUCUUUCCCAAGAAGAAAUUCUGUGGGACCAGAUCAGGUGACUUUUGAAGAUGUGUCUGUGGCUUUCUCAGAGGAGGAGUGGGCCCUUUUGGAUCCGAGCCAAAAAGCCUUGCACCAGCAAAUCAUGGAGGAGAAUUUGGGGAUGGUGUCAUCUCUGGGUAAAGCUCCAUUAUGCUUGUAGUUAACCAAAUCUGUUUUCAAGUUCUAAAAAUUAUCCAGUGUUUCCGAUCUUCCUCUGAAGCCAUAGAAAGUAAGCUUAUUCCAAAUCCAUAUAGGGGCCAGCCAAGAAGACAAUUGGCACUUGGGUGGAGUUGCCACAUUAGAUGAAUUCUAGACAGUGGUCAUUUUCCAUCCACUAACCAUGCUUGUGAUGGUGUUGGGAGCGAGACAAGGGCUUCUCUUGAGGAUUCUAGCACCCAGGUAGGUUUGGACAAGGAGUCAAAUAGCCUGGACCUGAGCCAUUUAGGUCUUUAUAGGUCAUAACUAGCAAUUUGAAUUAUGUCUGGAAACAGAUGGGCAGCCAGUGGAGCCAUGGCAGCAAAUAAUAAUAGUAAUUUUAUUACUUAGCCACCUCUCCUAACAACUCAAGGUGGGAUACAGCAUUGUUAAAGAACAUAAUUGAAACACAUAAUCAUUUUAAAACAUUCCGUAAAAUACACAUAUUUAAACAUAAGAUACGUGUUCAAAUACACAAAGGUUAGCGUAGAGUUGAAGUUUAAAAUUCAUCAUUAGAACUGUCUAAGUAGACCUGCCGGAAGCAAUGUCUUCCCUUGUGUCUUAAACCCUGACACGUGAUCUAGCUGUCGGAGCUCUACUGGCAGGUCGUUCCACAGUCAUGGGGUGGCUGAUGAAAAGGCCCUCUGGAAGGCAGUUGCCAUUUGGGUUCUGGCAGGCUGAAGUAGAUGCCCUCCAGAGGACCUCAGUGUAAGACUCUGGAAGCUCACAACAACGAUCACUAGAAGCAAAGGAUCCAGGCAAUCAACUUUAGAGUCUUUGUAAAACCAAAAUGUCUUGAGGCUUUGUUAUCAUGUGACUGGGCCAACGCCUUACCUCUCAGAUUUACUGGUACGUAGAGCUUUGUCCCACGUCCAUAGCCCAUCGUUUUGCUUUAAUGUGUCUUUAUGAAAUUGAAGCCAGUCGUCACUGAUCGCAGCCUCCCUCAGCUCAUCAGCAAAGUCCGUGUUCUUGGUGGUCAGCAUAGCUGUUGUCUCUUCUCCCUCCUGCCACUUGGGUCUGAACAGCAAGGCCCAACUGUUGUUUGGGGGGGAAAAGUCCCUUCCUCUCCUGGGGAGGAAUAAUCAGCUAUUGGCAUCCGCGCCAGGGCAUCCACUAGACAAUUUUGGUUCCCAGGGAAGAAGUGUAAGGUGAAUUUGAAUUGGCUAAAAAAAUUGGGCCCACCUAAGCUGUUUUGGCAUUCAACCUCUCAGGGAUCUGAAAAUUCUUAUGAUCAGUCCAGACCUCAAAGGGAACCGAUGCCCCUUCUAGGAAGAGAUUCUAAUGUAACAAAUUCCUCUGACUGCAAAGGAUUCUUUUCCCAAACGUGCCAUCUAUUUUCUGUGUCUGAGAACUUUUUAGAGGGAAGCACAGCUUUCCUUCAUUUUUUUUAAUAAUUGUGCAUUUUUUGCAGUGAUAUUUAUCCCCCAGUUAUUUUAUUUUGUAUUCUUCUUUUCUUAUCUUUGCUCCUAUUAAAUUUUUAUCUUUUUUAUUGUAUUCACCAGUAUCUCCAGAAAUUAUAUAAAUAAUAACAGUGACAAAGGACAACCUUGCCUUUUUCCUUUGUUAAUCAUAAAACCUUUUUCUUCUUGGCCAUUUGCUGUAAGCUUGGCUUCCUGAUAUCUAUAAAUAGCAUUUACUGUAUUUGUAAAUUGGUAACCCAUAUCCAGUUCUUUUAUUAUCAACAUUAGAAAAUGCCAGUUUACAUUAUCAAAUGCAUUUUCCGUAUCUAAAGCUAUCAGUGCACAUUCUUUUUGAUAUUCUGUAAUAUUCUGUCAGUUAUUGUUCUUACAUUGUCUUUUAUAUUUCUCUGAGGGAGAAAACCAAUUUGAUCUUCCUUUAUCCAUUCUUUCAGGAAGGUUUUAAGUCUCUCAGCCAGAAUAUUUGUGUACAAUUUGUAAUCCAUGUUUAGUAGUGAAAUUGGCCAAUAAUUUCUUACAUCCAUUGGAUCUGAAUUUUCCUUGUGUAUCAUGAUUAUAUUUGCUCUCCUCCAUGAGUCUGGGAUUAUUCAAUUUGUUCAUUAUUUUCUUCAGGAUAGGAACAAGUUCUUCUUUCAAUAUUUUGUAAUAUAUUGCUGUAAAGCCAUCUGGCCCUGGUGCUUUAUUAGGAUCUGAUUUUUUAAUGGCCCAAUUAAUUUCUUCUUCCAAUAUUUCUUUAUUUAAUACUUCUCUCUGUUAAUUAAACAUAACUUUUAAUUGCUCAAAUACCUUUAGACACUCAGGCCUCCACUCCAGCCGUGCGCCUGGUGACUUAGUUUUCCGAGUUUCUCUCUUCCCUUUGGUCUUUAACAGGUUUGUCAAGGGAAGCGCAAUUUCUGCAAAAUUGUGGAUAAACUGUCUACAAAAAUUGGUGAAGCCCAAAAACCCUUGUAGUUUUCUUCUGGUCUGGGGUGGCUCCCACGCCAGCACAUCUUGAACUUUGGCCGGAUCCAUACUUAAUCCCUGUCGGGAGAUCCGAAACCCUAAAUAAUCUAGUUCUGUCAUAUGAAACUCACAUUUGGACAGUUUAGCACACAGCUGGUUCUCAAUAUGUUCUAAUGUUGCGAAAAAUAUGACGAUGUCAUCUAAAUAGACCAAGACACCCUUAUAUAGCCAUGGAAGGAAAAUCUCAUUGAUAAAUUACAUAUAAACGCAUGGGAUGCCUUGAAGCCCAAACUCUAUGACUUUAUACUGAUAGCUCCCUAAUGGACAAUUAAAAGCUGUAUUCCACUCAUCUAUUCUUAUUCUAUAGUAUCACUGCUGAACAUUCAGUUUAGCCUAGGUGAGCUAACAUGUCUUUCAUCAAAGGAAUGGGCUACUUAUUUGAAGUGCUGAUGGCAUUUAAUCCCCGAUAAUCCGUGCAAAGUUUUAACGUCUCAUCUGUCUUUGGUCGGAACAGAACCGGGGCCACCAUGGGAGAAUUGGCUGGCUCAAUAAAACCCCUGGCCAAGUUCUUAUCAAUGAAUUCUCUCAGACAUGGCAUAAAGCUUUGGGCUUGGCAGAUCAGCAAAGUCAUGGUAUACGUCUGGUAUCUGAUCCAGGGGCAAGUCCUUAGAAGUGGCGGCCACUUCUCUCUCCUCUUCUGUCCUCUGUUCUGGUUGAGGUUCCCUUUAUACUAUAACUUCCAUCAUGGAAGGUGAUAGUCUUGGUUUUCCGAUCAAUUUGGGGUUUUUGUUACCCUAGCCAGGGGAUACCUUGGAUGACUGCCUAAGGGACCAUGGGUGAGAUUACAAAUUGCAAAGUCUCUUGAUGGGUCCCUAUCUUCAUCUCUAGAAAAUUAGUCUUUUUUCACUACCUUUAUUCUAUUUGUGGUAGACCCAUCUAACUGAGCAAAAGCCACUGAUGUUUUUAAAGGUUGGGAUUCUAUUCCCAACUGAUAUGCUAGAGCUGGGACAAUCAGACAUCUGGUGCACCCACAGUGUAUAGCAACAUCUGUUCUUACCCUUUGGCCCAUCUCUGGGUUUUGCACUUACACCAUCACCCGAACGGUGUUACAGUUAAAGCAGACAAGAUUUUGCCCUGAGAUACUGUGAUCUGCUGUUGAGUAUUUAAAGUACAACAUGUCGUUUUCCUGCAGCCAUUCUGCAUUGUCUUCUAUGUCUAGCCCCCCCUCUUCCAACUGACAUUCAACCGGGUUCCGGAGCUGUGUCUGUCGCUGUUGAUUCUUUAUUUUGGCCACCUUGGAAGGAGGGAGAGUCUUCUUUUGCGGGGGCAUGUUUCCUCUAGCCUGGGAAAGUCCCUUCCAACAAUUCACGGCUCUAUACCCCUCUCAGCCACAUGUGAAGCAUGUUCCUCUUCUUCUUUUCCUCUCCCGACUGCUUGACCUGGCCCGUGAAGAGGGAGUCGCUGCCGAGAUCCUCGACUGUGUUCUUCCUCACUCAUCAUCUCUGGGUGUCCUCUUAACUUUUUCUUGAUCGCACUCUACUCUUCCGGCGAGUUACUGGGUUAUCUCAGUGUAGUGCCUACUCCAGAACAGGGAGUAAACUCCAAACUGUGGAGCCAUGUCUUCAGCACUAAUUCAACCCCAUACUGCACAGGCUGAAUCGUUGUUCCCUUAUCUGCCUUCUAAUGCACCAAUAGAACCUCUGUCUUCUCUGGAUUAAGUUUCAAUGUGACCCACUCCAUCCCAUUACUUUUGGGAGACAUUGGUUUAGUUGGAAAGGAGGAGUAGAGCUUGGUGUCAUCUGCAGAUAGAUGGCACCGCCCUCCAAAACUCUGAAUGAGUUCUCCUGUAUACUUAAUUGCAUAGGGAACAAAACAGAUGCUUGGGGGAUCGGACAGGCAAUGGGCAAGAGAUUAAACAGGAAUCCCCCAGCAGCAAGGCAACCCGGAAGGAUACCAUCACGUAUGAUAUUGAGAACUACUGAAAUGUUCAGUGGAAUCAAUGGGGACACCUUUUCCACAUCUGUUUGGGUCUUUUGACUUUGGGGCCAAAGCCCCAAGAGGAGUGGCCUUAUUAAAAAGAUGUAGCCAGUAUUUUGUCUUAGUCCAUGAAGGGUUUAUGUACCAGGUUUGAUCCAGUUCUAUCAAGCCAUUUAGGAGCCUUUGCAGUCCAUACAUACACACCUUGAUUUAUGUAUAAAGAGAUUUUUUUUUUCAUACACAAAAAAUUACAAUAUAUUGAAAUCCAGGCUUGUGAAACUAACAGUAUAAAAAAGUAGGGGGUGCUUUAAAAAAAAAGAUUUAGGGGUUAAAAUGGGAGAAAUAAUAUUUAAUAAUGUGUCAGGAGCUGAUUUCUGCUGUUCGGGAAGUCACCAUAAAGCCUCUCCAUGAGAGCUCGGAGUCACCCGGGGAUGUCAGUGGAACUAUCUGAGAGCAGCUGAAUGGACUAACUUUUCUCAUGGGGAAAAACUGAUAAGGACUUUGGAGGCAUGGAGUGAGAUUGGAAGGAAAGGAGGGGUGUUAGUCAAAAUUGCCAUUAGCUAUUUUUUAUUUGAGCUGUAGAGAUCUGAGUAAUAAAGCCAAAUCCAAAAGA